GCCGAGGCCAAGUCAUGGACGACGAUUUCGGAGGUGAUCUGGUUCGCUCGCGUCGCAGAGCCCGUCUUCAACGCUGUGGCGGCGCACUUGGGGCAGCUCCAGGAUCACAUCCCUCUGCUGUCCAUCAUUCCCCAGGUUCCCCCGGCGCCUGUUGUCUCCUUCCUGGAUGCCCGCGUCCCUGCCGGGUCUGCGACCAAGGGAAAAGUCGUCAAGUUGGCGCUGGUGUUCGACCAGGGCGACGACGGCGAAGUCAAGGUCGCUGAAAACGACCUGUAUGAGAGGUGGUUCAGCAACUACCAGAUGCAAAUGCUGGCUGUGCCGCCGGAGGACGCGGAGCCGUCCAUCGAGCAGCUCACGGCGUUGCAGCGCAGGGUCAAGGAUCGCGGCUGCUCCCCGUAUGCGGACUUCGCCGCGUGGCGGCCUCUCCCUCGGAAGGGCGCGCGGGCGGACAAAUUCCGCGCGUGGUUCCCUACGGGGGACGGCUCCUACACGGACAAGGAGCUCCCGGGGCCAGAGAACCUUCAGCAGUGGGAGGCAUCGCGGAGAGUGUUCGCGGCAGCGUGCCUCAUGAUCAUGGCUGUGGCCCGCCCAGCGCUCGAGCUGCACGCGGAGAAGAUCCGCCAGCUCGUGCAGCUCUGGGCAGAGUGUUGGCAUUUGACCGUCACGGCAGACGACCAGAUGCGCGCCGAACACCUGCGCCGUGUCAGGCGCAAGUACGAAGCCGAGCUCCAAGCGGGCCAGACACCGGCGCCGGACUGGGACAGCGAAAGGCCGCGGUCCACGAUCUACCGCCUCGCUGCCGCGGACGAGGCCUUCUGGGACUCCCGCGUGCGGCACCGCGCUGCUGCGUGGGUGUCCCGCGGCGGCCGCGGCGUCCUCCGCGCGACCGAGGAGGAGGCCGCGGUGGCCCACCUGCCGGGCGGCCUCGCGGCUGUGGCGCCACCGACAGAGCAGCCCUCAAACCCGACCAAACGUCGCAAGACCAAGGCGGAGAAGAAGGCCGCCCGCAGCGGGCAGCCCCAGCAGCAGCCGUCGGGAAACGGUGGCCCCCCGCCGGCGGCGCCCCGCGCCUCGGCGGGGGGGCCGCGCACAACCGAGAUCCAGAUCUGCAAGACCUGGAACCAGGGCAACCCCAAGAACGAGUGUGGCAAGCUGGGGGCCCCCUCCACUUGCCCGCAGGGCCGGGUGCACAAGUGCAGCACGUGCGGGGACCCCUCGCACAAGGCCCCCAGCAGCGCCCUCAUCCGCGUGGGCCAUUGGGGCGACGCCCUGGUCCGGCAGCUGCCCGGCCACGCCGGCGCCCCAGCCGGGCACCCAGCUGCCCCUCCGCAUCUCGCAGAGCUCGCGCACCCAGCGCCGGCCGCCGCGGCCCCCGCCUCGCAGCGAGCCCGCCGCGAGCUCGAGAACGCAUUGUGCGUCGGCGGCCUGCGCUGCACUGCUGCCGCGGUGGCCCGGUUGCCGCGCCUUUGCGCGCUGGGCAAGGAAGUGGCUGCUCUCUACGAUCGAUGGAUCUCGGAGCGGCCGGGCGCCUUCGCCGUUGUCCAGCGCUUCGGCGACAGGACGUACGCUGGCCCAGAGCGCGAGCUCGUCGAAGAGUGGCGCGCUCGGCUGCGGGGGCACCUCGGCGCCCGCGCGGAGGCGCCGGCGGGACCCGAGCUCCUGCACUCGCGGUUGCAAGCAGUCGGCGACCUGGAGACUUGCCUGCGUGACUGGUGCCAGACAGGCGCGCCGCUUCGCGUGGAGGUGCCCAUUCCCAUUUGCGGCAUCUUCCCGGUCUUGCCGCAGUCAGACAUCGAGCACCACGACGGUGGCUUGGACAUGGCCUUGGCGCAAGGCGUGUUCAACUAUCAGUCAAUGGCCGACGACCCAGAGGCUGCUGCUUCCGAAGUGCACCGCUACUUCGCCAAUGAUGUCGCAGUCUCAAUCACGGAGUCCACGGCCUUGCAGAGGUUCCCCGGUGUAUCGGUCUCCAAGAUUGCGCUGCUGACCAGGGUCAAGCCAGACGCGACAGUCAAGCGGCGCACCAUUGUUGAUUUGAAACGGAGCAAGCCCGUUCCUGUCAACAGCCGUGCCCGGGUGCCGGAGCGGCCUGUGCUCCCGCGAAUCUGCGACGUCAUCCAGGAUGCCCGGGCUCUCGCUUGCGGCGCGGCGCCGCCCACGCACGGCGACGAGAGCUGCGACAUGGAGUUCGCGAUCGCAGACUUCUCUGACGCGCGCAUGCACCUGCGGACUCACCCGGAUGAGCUACGCCACUGCCUGUCGCCAGACGUGGUGCCCGGGCUCGUGCAGUCCUGCGUGAACCAGAGCCACGCCCGCAUGCAGCUGUACCUGGACGACCCUAUCUGGACGCUCUCGGGCACGCGCGCGCAGCGCGACCGGCAGCUCGGUCUCGCGCUGUGGAUCCUCAUCGGCCUCGGUGUCCGUAUCGCGUGGCACAAGGCCGCCCGCGGGCCCGCGGUUGCGUGGAUCGGCGCGACAAUCGCUGCCGAUGUUGCGUCCCGCGAGAUGACCGUCGCUAUCCCCGCCAGCACGAUUGAAGAGCUGCUGGCGCUGCUCGUCCGGCUGGGCAACGGCGCCACGAUAAGCCUCAAGGUGUUCAAGCAAUGCAUUGGGGAACAUUCCUGGGUCGCCGGGCUGCUGCCGCGCAUUCGCUGCGCCGUUGCCAUCCUGUACGCGGUCGCUGCGUCGGCAGAGAGGGAUUUCCGCUCGGGCGCGGAGGGCCGCAGGCGGCAGCAGAGGGGCGACCCGCGCCCGAUGUGCGGCAUGGUCGCGGCCAAACGCGUUGCAUUUCCCGCGCGGUGGCUCACGGCCCUGUGGCGAGGCAUGGAGGGGCCUGUGACCAGGCGAAUCGCGUGGGGCAGCAGCCCGCCAGCUACAGUCAUCAUCGUCGACGCUUCCCCGCGGGGCCUCGGGUUGACAUUGGCCCACGCAGCCACUGGCAGGGUCGUGGAAUAUGCCUUCGGCGACGUGCUCGACGACGACAUCUCGCUGCUCCUCAUCCGGCGGGGGUGCUCCAGCGCCCAGCAGGCCUUGGAAGCGUUGGCGCUUCUGGUGGCGCUGAAACUGUGGGGCCGCUUUCUGCGCGCAUCCUCGGCUACAGUUGACAUGCGGGGGGGCAAUUCCGCGGCCCUUGCCCCGGCACGGAAAUUGUCCAGUUCUUCGCCAGUCAUGAACUUCGUCGGGGCCGAGUUGGCGCUGGAGCUGGAGUCCCUGGACAUCCGCGACUUGUGUCUAACGCACAUCCCAGGCGACUGGAAUCGCACGGCCGACUGGCUGUCGCGGAUGUCGGCCCCGGGGCGCCUGCCCGAAACGCCCGCAGCGCUGGCUGGCGCCAA
Molecule: messenger RNA, 3335 nt
Organism: Prorocentrum cordatum
Lineage: Eukaryota; Dinophyceae; Prorocentrales; Prorocentraceae
Source: the annotation of a GenBank genome assembly